AAGUGUGCAAAGAAGAAACCCGGCCAACUGAGCGGCCGUGGUUAAAUGGCAAAGCGAUGAAGCGGAAUUGUUAGUGAUUUCGACUGACCGUUUCAAUUGCACCGAUCGACGUACAGUUGGGUCCACUAGUGAUGUCCUGUUGAAGUAAACGGCGAUAGAUGCGGUGCGAAACAGCGAAUAUGAGUAGAACGUGGUAUUUGCCAAUAAUUAUUUGUUCGUUCUGGAACGUGGCUCUGACACGGGAAGCGGAAUGGAUACCGUGUGUCGAAUUGAAACGGGACUUGCACGUCCCGUGCAAAUGCUCCAUCUCAAGGGAAUACACUCGAUCGAUCGAAAUGAACUGCGAUCGAGUAGUGUUCACGCGGAAUACAGUGGAGAAUCUGAAGGGGGAACCGAUCGUUUCCAUCAGUCAGAGAAACAGCGGAUAUAACGCCCUGCCGGAGGAUUUGCUCAAUCCUGACUUGAAUCUAAGGAAGUUGGACCUGUCAGACAAUUCGAUCCACAAACUGAUGGGUCGGCUGCUUCGUGUGCAGGCUCAAUUGGAGGAACUGAGACUUGCCGACAAUCUUUUGGGAGACAAUCUAAACCCGAUAUUCUCGAGCAACGAGUUUCACGGGAUGAAACAGCUGAAACUGCUCGACUUGAGCAGAAACGGGCUUCGAAGUUUAGAGGAAGGGAUUUUCAAGGGAUGCGAGAGCCUCGAACAGCUUUACUUGGACGGCAACAAUUUGACAACGGUGCCGACGAUGUCUUUGAAAGGGCUCGGUUCGAUCAGAGUGCUUUCGCUGUCCGGCAAUAACAUCGGAUCCCUCCCGCGAGCUGCCUUCUCGAUGUUGGGUGACUCGCUGCUACGAUUAGAUCUCAGCGAGAAUGAAUUGUCUCACAUGGAAGACGACGCGCUGUCGGGACUUGAACGAUUACUUUUGCUGAACGUGUCUCGCAACGAUCUCAACCGCUUUAACAGCGACGUUUUCAAAGGGGCUUACAAUUUAUUACAGUUGGAUCUGUCGACAAAUUUCCUGCGGGAAUUUCCGAGCGAUGCACUGAGACAUUUAACGGACUUGAAGUUUCUCAAUAUGUCGAACAAUUUGAUUGACGAAAUCGAUUAUGGGCAUUUAUCAUCCUUGAGAGAACUCCAAGUGCUAGAUCUUAGCCGAAACAACAUUGGUCAGCUAGGUUUCGGUACGUUUUCGAAGUUAUCCGAAUUGAUCAGACUCGACUUAAGCCUGAACGCAUUGCGCACGAUUGACGAAUCGUCGUUCAGUGGUUUGACCAAAUUGAAAUGGCUCUCGUUGCAAGACAACAACAUCUUGCUAGUACCAGCCGUGGCUCUGACUAGAUUACCGUCUUUGGCUCAUCUUCAUAUGGAAUUUAACCGAGUCGCUGCUCUGCCAAUCGAAUUGAUCGAAGCGACAGCCUCGAAUCUCGUAACGUUGUCGCUCACUCGAAAUCUAGUCCGAGAGAUACCCGCUGGUCUGUUCCAAGAUUUUCAACGGCUGGUCAGCAUCGAGUUGUCCGGGAACAUGCUGUCGAAGAUCACGCGCGACACGUUCGUUGGACUGGAAGAAACGCUGCUCGAGCUGGACGUAUCCUCGAACAGGUUAACCUCGAUCGGCGAGUUUUCUCUAAGACGACUGAUCUCGUUGAAUCUGUCGGGAAAUCGGCUGACCAGAAUUUCCCCGGAAACGUUUGGCCAUCUGAAGAGGCUCCGGUAUCUAAAUUUGAGCUCCAAUCCGCUUUACGGUGGCUUCCCUCCGGUAUUCCCCUCUUCCGUGCUCGAUCUCGACAUUUCACGCACCGAUCUAAACAUCUUGCCGUCGAUUUUAUUUCGAAAUCUCGAGUCGCUUGAGAGAGUAUCGAUCGCCGGCAAUCGGUUGGAGAGAAUCGAGUCAGGCACGUUCAACCGGUUAGUCAAUCUCUCGCGGAUCGACUUGGCCGGAAAUCGCAUCGAACAUAUCGAGAACGAAGCUUUCGUAGGAUUGACCGGUCUGUACGAGUUGAAUCUACGAGAUAACAGGUUGACCUCGUUCACCGGCGAGUACUUCGACACCGGGACAGGUCUGGAGAGCCUCGAUUUGUCUUCGAAUCUGAUAGAUCGAUUAUCACCGACAGCCUUCGCGAUUCAUCCAAGAUUACGGGAGCUACGGCUCUCUGACAAUCGGUUCGUCCAUUUCCCUACCGACUACUUGAAGCCUUUACAAUUUCUCGAGUGGUUGAGCUUGUCAGGGAACGGGUUAAAGUCUGUCGACGAGUUCGCCUUCUCUCAGAUCGCGCGACUUCGGACACUAGAUCUUGCCGCGAAUCGAAUCGAAUCGGUCAACGAGCUAGCUUUCCACAAUUCUACGCAGCUGCAGCUAAUCGAUCUCUCGGGGAACAAUAUCGAGACGUUGAGCGAGAGAACGAUGGAGGGUCUGCUUCGUUUGGAACAUUUGAAUCUUCGGGACAAUCGCUUGGCUUCCCUCCCGGAAACGAUUUUCGAUCCGAGCAGAAUCCGUUCCGUCGAGAGCAUUGAUUUAUCCGGGAAUCGGCUGACCGAGAUUCCGAUUAGGUCGUUGCAGCGACAGAUCGGCUUCCUUUCCAAGUUGAACUUAGCUCGAAACAGAAUGGUCGAGUUGUUUAGUCAAGAAGUCGCAAGCAACGUGAAAGAACUCGAUCUGUCGGACAAUCCAUUGAGCGAGGCCGCGGUCAAAGGGAUAUUAGGAGAGGCUAAAAUUCUCCGAUCGUUGAACUUAGCCAACACUGGGAUCGAGCGUCUGACGGUACGGCUCGAAACGCCAUUUCUCAAGCGACUCGAUCUUUCUAGAAAUAAGGUGGUCGACCUUCGAAAGGCCACUCUAGAACGCGCUACCAUGCUCGAAACGUUGAAUCUCUCGGGAAACAAACUCUCCGAUUUAUCCAGCCUGAACCAAGCGUUCCAAACGUUGCCGGCUCUCCGAUGGUUAGACGUAUCCGGGAACUAUAUGAAAACCAUAAAUGAAACCGAUUUUGAUGGUCUGAUCAGUUUGCGUUCUCUAAGGAUGGCGAAUUUGCCGAAUUGCACGAGAAUCGAGCGAACCGCUUUCAAGUCGCUCGGUAAGCUUCGCUCUCUGGCUGCCUACGAUUAUCCCAAGCUGGGCUAUUUCGAUGUUCAGGGUGUUCUCAAAGCAAUGAGCAACUUGGAAAUGCUCGAUAUCGAGAUCAAAGAUUCCUCGGUGAGCAACGAACAAUUAUCGAUACGCACGCAUCCCCGACUCAAGGAAGUGAUCUUACGAGGAGACAGGCUCAGAAGCAUUUUGUCUAGCUCGUUGGUUGGCGUUCGAGGACAUAAACUAGUAUUCGGCCUGAAGAACACUUCUGUCGACUCGAUACCGGCAGCUCUCUUCUUCCCGGUGCCCCGUUCUACCCAGUUAGAAUUGGAUAUCUCUGGCAGCAAAUUCGCUACCCUGUCCAGCCAAUUUCUCUCGGCGCUCGACGAACGAACCAGUUUCAUCAAAAUCAAAGGCCUUCGCUACAAUCCGAUCAAUUGCAAUUGCGACGCGAGGCAACUCUGGAAAUGGCUUAGAACUACGAGCGACGACGAUCCUUCGAACCUCGUUCUCUGUUCUGCUCCGAGCAACCUCGCCGGAUCGAUUUUAAUCAACCUCGCGGAACAUCGAUUGUCAUGUGACAUUACUCCCGGUGGCUCUGUCGACGAGCUCGACGACGACACCACCGCCCCCAGCCACGCCUCGUCCUCUUUGUUAUCCUCUUCGUCGUUCUCCUCUGAUUUUCCUUCCUCUCAUUCUUAUUCCAGCCCUACCGUCAGGUCAACAUUUUCGGAACCCGAAAUUAUUUGGACCGUGGCACCACCGGUUCUAAACGCCAAUCGAAAUAAACAUUACAACGGUGAUCACGCGACUUCCUCGCCUACUGGAUCCUCAACAAGCACGGACGACACGCUGAUCAUUGGUAUCGUUGGCGGCGUAGUAGCGUUCAUAGCUCUGAUCGUGAUCGUGAUCUGCGUAUGCCGAUUCAGGUGGUCUUCCGAUCGGAUCGAUCAGGCGCGUUUAGCCGUGGCGACCGCGACUAGCAGCAUACCAGACGCAUCGAUGGUCAGACCAGCUAGCGCCUAUUCAGGCAAAAUCAAUCACGAGCUUUAUCUCGGAUCGUACAACGAGUCCACGUUGGAUCGUGGAAACGCUACGAUGGCUUCUUCCAUUCCAGCCAUACCUCACCAAAUAAUGCCCUUGGUUCAACCACCGAUGCAUCUCAUGCAUACUCUUUUAACUCCUCAAACUCAAUCGCCGUCGCAGUCCCAGCUACAAACGCAACAAUUCUACGGAUAUUGCGACGGCUCUCUGCCAGUUUACAUUGCGUGCUCCACUGAUACCAAGUGCGACAGAUAACCAUAUAUUUCUCACCACAUCUGUCAAUUGCAUACACACGUAUACCUCAUAGUUUAUUCAUUCAUGUUCGACUCAGCUAACGCACUGUCGUCGUGUAUAUGUUCAUUCGGUGGACUUGACUCCUGCACGAAUUCGCAGAUAAAUGCAUAUAUGUAUACAUUCGGUAUAUGUACAUGUGUAUAGUCCUGUACACAGGUUUAUAUACAUUUUAUCAGUAUGCAUAUACUCACAUUGAUGUUCUCUCUCUUUCUUUCUCUCUUUCCUUUUUUAGCUACGAAUUUAUAUAUUUUAUGUGAAUUAUACAAGUUAUAUAUUUUAAUACAUUGUUUUUCACUAUUUUCAUAUGUAAAUGCUUCGUAUGUAUUUACCGUGUCUCCCUUCUACGCGAUUUCCUUGAGAACGGAUCCAAAAGAGUUAAAACGGCAUGAUUUGUAGCAAAAAUGAUUUCCUCUGCAAGAAAGUCCCUGCAUAGGAUUAAAAGUAAUAAGUAGGAUUACGUUUCAGGCGAAAGUAUAAAUAUAAUGAAAGUCAGACUGGUUAAUUUUCGUUCAGGGAAUUAGUAAUAUGAGCAUAGCAGAUGAUCAAACUUAUAUU
Molecule: messenger RNA, 4958 nt
Organism: Frieseomelitta varia
Lineage: Eukaryota; Metazoa; Arthropoda; Insecta; Hymenoptera; Apidae
Product: chaoptin
Exons: 6
Coding region: 159-4364 (1401 amino acids)
Molecular function (GO): protein binding
Source: RefSeq, a predicted model, not a curated record